Pectinophora gossypiella (pink bollworm) is the source of this 1786-nucleotide messenger RNA. RefSeq lists its product as uncharacterized. Lineage: Eukaryota; Metazoa; Arthropoda; Insecta; Lepidoptera; Gelechiidae. Bases 1 to 1668 code for a protein of 555 amino acids. The record is from RefSeq and is a predicted model, not a curated record. The transcript has 2 exons.
AUGACUUCACCCAAUGUAGUGUGGCGUAUUUAUUUGAGUUUUCUUGUGAUUUUUAUACUCAAUGAGAAAAGUGAUUGUAAAAGUGUGACCAAUGGACACGUACAAACAGAAGACGUAAAACAUAGAAUUGGAUCGAAGCCUGAUCCUCUCUCACCUGAUGAGCCAUCAAUAGAUCCGCAGAAAGCUUAUGAAAAUUUAGUACACCUAUUGAACUAUGAACCCGUUACAUUUGAUGAAACUCAACUUAAAAGUUCGACAGAAAAAAAUCGUGAUGAAGAAAACUUGAAAACAAAAGAAGAAUCUCCGGUGGUGCCGAACUUGUCUCGAGUCAUCAGACAAACUUCAGGAAAUUCUCAUUUAUACCCAACACUGCCAUCAUAUCCGAACUAUCCGGGCUACAACCCAUCAUACCAUCCCAGCUAUCCAGGUUCAUCUCACAAUAGUCAACCACCUUACAAUCCAAACCAAGGUUCUAUUAAUAAUAAUUAUCCAUCGUACAAUCCAACUAAUACCCCGUACAUACCGUCAUCGAACAGUUCUUAUCCACACUAUCCAACCUAUGACCCCAGCCAAAGGCCGCCGACGUACAAUCCGCCACACAAUAACACGUACAAUCCGAAUGUAAUAAAUCCAUGGUCUAAUAGUAACCAUUCUAACUAUCCGUCUUAUAAUCCCAGUCAAAGACCACCUACAUAUCCAUCUCAAAAUAAUUCUCGACCCGGGUAUCCAUCAUAUCAUCCAAGUCAAAGACCACCUACUUAUCCAUCUCAAAACAAUUCUCGACCCGGGUAUCCGUCAUAUAAUCCAGGUCAAAGACCACCUAUUUAUCCAUCUCAAAACAAUUCUCGACCCGGAUAUCCAUCUUAUAAUCCAAAUCCAAUACCACCCACAUAUCCAUCUCAAAAUAAUUCUCGACCCGGGUAUCCAUCAUAUAAUCCAAGUCAAAGACCACCUACUUAUCCAUCUCAAAACAAUUCUCGACCCGGGUAUCCGUCAUAUAAUCCAGGUCAAAGACCACCUAUUUAUCCAUCUCAAAACAAUUCUCGACCCGGAUAUCCAUCUUAUAAUCCAAAUCCAAUACCACCCACAUAUCCAUCUCAAAAUAAUUCUCGACCCGGGUAUCCAUCAUAUAAUCCAAGUCAAAGACCACCUACUUAUCCAUCUCAAAAUAAUUCUCGACCCGGAUAUCCAUCAUAUAAUCCAAGUCAAAGACCACCUACUUAUCCAUCUCAAAACAAUUCUCGACCCGGAUAUCCAUCUUACAAUCCCAGUCAGAAACCACCUACGUAUCCAUCUCAAAAUACCUCCCAAUCUAAUUAUCCCCAUUACAACCCAGACCAAAACCCAUACAAUCCAAGUCAACCGGCUUAUAAUCCGUCUUGGGGAAAUUCUAAUAAUAACUAUCCACCUUAUAAUCCAAGUCAAAACCAACCUUAUGGUAGUAAUGGUCAAACAAAUUCUCCAUACGGUGGAUAUGGUCAAAAAAAUGACCCUAAUGGUUCCCAUAACAGUUUUAACCCAUUAGAUCAAACACUGUUUAAUGGUCAGUCUAAUGAUGACAGGCCUCCACUAGCUCCUUUCAGUCCCAACUCUCCUUAUGCAUCUCCUAACAGUAAUCCCAAUAAAUCACCACAUUUGGAUCCUAAAGACUUCUCAUAUCCGUAUUAAUUAAACAAAUAGCCUAAAGUUAUUUACGAUUCCAAUUCUAUGGCUACGAGUAUUUAAACUUUAACAUUGUAAUUUUAAUUUUAAUAAAUUUGUUGAUAUUAAUGUAAUAGGUACCUAA